CACAGGACAAAAUGAAUAAUUAAGUUUUAAUCACAAGUUUUGUUAAUAUUUCCCUUAACAACUGUGUAAGAUGAGCCAAGCGGUAUCAGGCACGGAGGAGUACGACGUAUGCCGCACUCCGGCCGCGGCGUGAGUCGUGCGCGGCGUACUAAUAUGCAGUUUAGCACUGGAGGCGGCAUUUCGUCGCUGUCGCCGUCGUCGCGCGACGCCGUCGUGGACCCCAUCGCCGAGCUGCUGUCGCAACUGUCGGGAGUGCGGCGCGGGGCCGGCCAGCCCGGCACGCCCAGCCAGCUGCAGCAGCUACAGAUGCAGCUGCAACUCGAGCGCCAACAGGCCACGUUUAAUCACCGACAGGCGGCUCGACAACAGUUGGAGCGACUGCCUCGGCGCGCAGGCGGAGCGACCGGUGGAGCCAGCGGUAGCGCGCCCCCGCCCGCGCCGCAGCCUGCCGUCGCGCAGCCCCAACCACAACCCGAACCUAGCGAUUCACAAUUUCUCCUUUCUGGCUUUCUCGGCGCCAGCGAUAGUCAGGCGGGCCCCGAGGCGGAGAGCCGCGCGGCGCUGCUGCGCGGACUGGUGCUAGCGUCGCUGGGGCGCGCGGCGCCGGCGUGGCGACCGCCCCCGCCGGCCGCGCCGCCCGCGCCGGCGGCCCCGCGCGCGCCCGCGCCGCCGCCGACGCCGCUAGCGGUGGCGGCGCGCGUGAAGCCGGCGGCGCGCAGCAAGGUGGCGUGCCGGGGCGAGGCGGAGGCGGAGCGCGUGUGA
This is a messenger RNA of Spodoptera exigua (beet armyworm), 762 nucleotides long. Lineage: Eukaryota; Metazoa; Arthropoda; Insecta; Lepidoptera; Noctuidae. The record is from the annotation of a GenBank genome assembly.